Molecule: messenger RNA, 1507 nt
Organism: Larimichthys crocea (large yellow croaker)
Lineage: Eukaryota; Metazoa; Chordata; Actinopteri; Sciaenidae
Product: sodium/potassium-transporting ATPase subunit gamma-like
Exons: 5
Coding region: 1070-1393 (107 amino acids)
Biological process (GO): regulation of sodium ion transmembrane transporter activity
Cellular component (GO): membrane
Molecular function (GO): sodium channel regulator activity
Source: RefSeq, a predicted model, not a curated record
UAGACAAAUGUAUGCACAGGUCAUAAAAUUCAAUCCGUAGUGUGCACUGUAGAUGCAUAAACAUUAGUAUAAACUGUUACUGCAGGAUCACAGGACAACGUUUUUCAUGAGCGUGAUGUCAGACCAUGUCUUGGAAUGUGUAUUUCUGUGUAAAAUAGAAAUUAUUGGCAUCCUCGCCAUAAAAAGUUAAGUUGCUCCAUUAUUUAAUGGGGUAAAAUAUAAAAGCACACAUGCUCUAAUUAAUGUGUGUCGUGAAAGUGGGUUUAGAGGACAGACAGUACUGUGUUGUCACUGCUCUUGUUAAUUACUCCCCCAUUGAAGAAAUCUCAGCAGUGAUGCAUUGCUGCACUUUAGGGGUGCUGCGGUUAUCUGCUAAAAUCAUUGGGUAUCAGUUCUGCAUUAUUAGGCAGGCGUCACCACAGCUACUCUGUCUUUCCCCAUCUAUAACCUCUCCAAGACUGUGCAAGGUUCAAGGUUAAUGAAUAUUGGAGCUGUAAUAUAUUAAUGAGUAACUGUCCGGUGUGCCCUUAUGCUCAGUGGUGCGUUGAAAAGGCCCAGACACAUAAUAAAUGAAAGCUCUGAAGUCCACAAUUCACAGUGGCACACUUUAACAAAAUGGAGACAGCAAGGGAAAUUUUUACUCUGUUAAUCUGUGUAAGUUAAUGAUUAUAGGUCAGGAGAUGUAGAUCAAAUGAGAAGCUUGCAUACAGUACGUGUGGGUGUGUGUGGGUGAAGGAUGGGGAAAGAAAGGGUGUGGGAGAGAGGAUCAAUAUUGCCAUUAGCCUCUUAAAGUUCUCGGUGAAGAUCAAGGCAAUCAUUUUGCUCUUAAGUCCGUGGUAGGGAACCCAAUGAGGCAAUUUGUCAGUAUGUAUAGAGUUGCUGAGCGUUUCAGCUGCAUCUCAUCUAAAGUGAAUAAGCCGAUUUAAACAAGCCUAUGCAAGUGACUACCCUAAUUAAAAUGGAGCGACUAUUGAAACUAAAUCCACACAAAUCUUCUUUCUUGCAAACAAUAGUUUUCAGAUGCAAGAUCUGAUGGUAAAUAUGUUUAUUGUCUUCACAUAAAAACAAGAUGUGCCCGGUUGUUGUAUUUAAAACAGCAGACAUAGGUGGAUCACCAGCUGGUGCCUGCUGUUAUCACCAGCCUAACUGUUUGUAUUAUGUCCCUCUAGUUUUGUCGACUGAACACACACACACACACAGACGAGACAUCAUGUCUUCUGCAGGUGCAAACGUUGACCUCGAUGCAGACUUUGUAUAUGACUACCAUACACUACGUGUUGGAGGUCUGGUCUUUGCCGGGGUCAUUGUAUUUCUUUCCAUCAUUCUGUUGGCAGGCAACAAGCUCGCCAACUGUGGAAAAACCCCAAAGCCAAGAGCAGCUGAAGAGGACUAAACCAGCAGAACCAGCCAGGAACCUGAAGGGGGGCCAGAAUGUCCUAUGAUGCUGUCAACUGUUUUGUGUAUAAGAAUUUAAGGCUUUUGUAUUAUUAAAGUGUGCGUAACCUUA